GAAGAAGAAGCAGAAGAGGAAGGCCAUGGAUUCUUGCGGUGCCCAGGGACAAGUGGGAUCCUUCUCUUCCUCCUCAUUCCUCUCCUCUUCCUCGUCCUCCUCCUCGUCCGCCUCCUCCUCCUCGACCUCUUCCUUCAGGUGGCUCUCCAGCAUCGCCUCGAGGACCAAGUUGAUCUCCACCUUCAGAUGUGACCAGCGGACCAAGGUCCGGAGUUGGCGGCACAAAUAUGAGUUCCUGCUGAGCCUGGUGAAGGAGCCCGCCCGCCUACUGCCGCAGUCGCUGAGCAAGGAGCGCCAGAUGGUGGAGGCGAGGCGGCAGGGCUACAUGGUGGAGAGGGCGCUGCUGCUGGCCGACCUGGACGCGGGGGGAGACGCCAUGGGGGGCAGCAAGGGCAGGAGGCUCCGGGAGAACAGCCGCCCGGAACACCUGCGGUCCCUGUUCGAGCAGGUGGCCAGCCUCGACCACAUGCUGACCUCGCUGGAGAGUCAGAUCGAGGUGCUGACCGCCGUGCAGACCGCCGUGCCCAAGGACCUCACGGACACCUUCCAUGACUCCGGCACGAGUGGACAUGAGCCGGACAGUCUGGAAGCGAUACAGACGGUGGUGAGCGGCGGCGGCGGAGGAGGCGGACCACACCAGCAUCACCACCACCACCACCACCAUCACCACCAACACCACCAGAAGCACUCCAAGCCCACCACGAAGACCCCUGGUGGUGAUGGUGAGGAGGAGAACGAUGAUGGUGAUGAUGGUGACAGUGGUGGUGAUGGUGAGGAUAAGCGGGGAGGUGGCGGUGGUGGUGUGGUGUCCCCGACGGCGGCGCAGGGGGAGGUGCGGGCCAGCGACGCGGCGGUCCUCCUUCACCUGGAGCGCAGCAGCCACCGCCAGACCCGCCGCGCCCUGCAGGACACGAGGGAAAAGUACGAGAUGGUGCGGCGGGAACUGACGCAACGGGGCAUCCAACUGGAGGACGUGGAGGCUGUCAGGACGGUCGGCAGCGCCCUCGAGGACCUCCACAUCCAGCAGGAGCACAACCAGUCUUCCCUCGAGUCCCUCUCCUCCAUCGCCUCCUCCGACAGGCUGCUCGACGAACUGAAGGUACGCGAGAUGACGAUCAGUCAGCUGAGAACGCGUCUGCUGCAGCUGGAGAAGGACCGACUGGACAAGGUUCCCGUAGACGCUGCCAGAGAGAUCACCAGACUCAACAGCCUUUUGGUGGACAUGGAAAGAGCGAGGGACGAACUCACCCUACAGAACACCAGCCUCAAGACCCGCCUGUCGGAGCUCACGGCGAAAAUCCACGACCCGGCGGCGACCUACCAGAUCACGCGCGAGUCCUUGGCCUCCGACACCAACGCAACAACACCAACGAAGACGCGAGGCCCCGAUGACCCAGACGUGGCCAAGGUUCUCCGGAAGGCCACGUACAAGCUGACAGGGGACUCGCAGAAGCUGAGAACGAUGGUGCUGGAGAUGACGGCGAAGGAGGAGGAGUACAAGGCCAGGAUAGCGGCGUUGGAGGAGAAGUUGCUGAACCACGUGAACGAAGAUUCAGCCUCCGCCCGCGAGCACGAGAGGACGGUGAGGAGCCUGGAGCAUCAGUUGGAGUUGGCGUCGCAGAAGCUCGAGGCGGCGGGCAGGUACGCGACAGCCAAGGAGGAGGAGAGCAGCGUCCUCAAACUCGACCUCGACACGCUGAACGAGGAGAACCGACGCCUGAAGGGAAACCUCAACGACCUCAUCCUGAAGCAGAGGGAGUUGGAGGACCUGGCGCUGGAGAAGGCGGCGCUGGAGGACCAAUACAAGAGGUUGCUGGAGGAGAACCGAGUCUUGGCGGAGGACUUCAACCGAGAGAGAGUCUUAAGGAAGAAAUACUACAACCAGGUGGAGGAGAUGAAGGGCAAGAUCAGGGUGUUCUGCCGCGUGCGUCCCGUCAGCGAGAGCGAGGCGCGGCGCGGGGGCGGAGCGGCGGAGCGAGUGGUGGGCGCCGAGGACCACUUCACCGUGAACGUGGACUCGCAGCGGGGCCACAAGACCUUCCUCUUCGACCGGGUGUUCCAGGCGCACGAGAACCAGGAGGAGGUCUUCGCGGACACCAAUGCGCUCAUCCAGUCCACGCUCGACGGCUUCAACGUGACCAUCAUGGCUUACGGACAGACGGGCUCCGGCAAGACCUACACCAUGAUCGGCACGGAGGACCAGCCGGGCAUCGCUCCUCGGGCCUUCCAGCGGCUCUUCCAGCUGGUCGAGGCGGGGCGCUCCAGGCACAGCGUCCAGGCGUCCACUUUCAUGAUGGAGCUGUACAACGACAAGCUGAUAGACCUGCUCAGGCCCCCAGGCAGCUCGGAGAAUGAGAAGCUGGACAUCAAGAAGGACAAGAAGGGUAGCGUCCACGUGCAGGGAGCCACCGUGCGUAACGUGGCCUCGGCGGGGGAUCUCACGCGAGCCUUCCAGGACGGCCUCACCAACCGCCACACUGCAGCCACGAAGAUGAACGUCGAGAGCUCGCGUUCUCACCUCCUCAUCGUCGUCUGCCUCACCAUCACCUCCAAGCAGACCGGCGCCGUGCUCAAGGGAAAGCUGACCCUCGUGGACCUGGCGGGCAGCGAGCGGGUCAGCAAGAGCGGAGCCACGGCCGACCAGCUGCGCGAGGCCAACUCCAUCAACAAGUCUCUAUCGGCGCUCGGGGAUGUGGUCUCGGCGCUCUCCUCGGAGUCCUCCUUCGUCCCCUACAGGAACAGCAAACUGACGAUGCUGCUGCAGGACAGUCUGGGCGGCAACUCCAAGACGCUCGUGUUCGUCAACGUGUCGCCGGUCGCCCACAACGCCGACGAGACGCUGGUGUCCCUCAUGUACGCCUCGAGAAUCAAGCAGAUCACCAACAGCGUCAGCAGGAACUCAGACAACAAGGAGAUCUCGAGACUCAAGUCGAUCAUCAACAAGCUGAGGAAGGGCGAGGACCUGGACGACGAGAUCACUUGAAACAGGCCCAAGAGGGGAGGAUGUCUGCCCGUGGCCGUGUCCUCUGGCGGCUCGUCGGGCAGCCUCAGGAGUCGCUUCGCGGGCUGCAGACUCUGGCAGCGGCAGUAGAGCGGAAGACGCCAUCCAGACACGACCGUUUUGCCCUCAGACGAGACUAAUUUGGUGGUAUUUAAAAUGCGAAUAGCUUGUAUAGACAUCACUUCACCGGUCUGUGAGUAAGAAACGUUUAGACACGGACUUUUAAGCCAUUAUGAGGCUGCUUAUUUUUCACGGUUAAGUAGACAGAUUAAAGAAAAACAAACUUAUAAAUAACUCAUCAGUCUGCUCCUAAAAACAAUACCAGAGAUGUCAUAAAACGAUUAAUCAGUUUUAUUUAAUGCCCCAAGUGUCUUGUCACUCCCCUCUUGAAAGAAUAUAAGUCGUUGAAAUGAAGAAAUACACAAGAAAUGCUGUCCCAGAGUAUUGAAGCCAUGCAGUGAAAGGGAUGAAAGAGUGAAGAUGCUAGUUAACUCCUGCAUUAAUAAGUUGGACAGCAUAGGGAUGAACCUGAGUAGAAGGUCUUGGUGAAGAGGAGUAUAUAUAGUGAGGGUAACAGUACCCAUCUUAUCUGUGAGCUGUUAAAUAGUUCCUGGCGAGUGUUUGGUGAGCUCGGGAGGAAAGAUUUUGUCCAGUAUCUCACAACUGUUCUGAGCACCUUCGAAACCUCCCCCGAAAAGAGUAUGUUUGAUUAUCUUUUUCUUUAUUUGCUUGUGAGAAGUAAAAAAAGUUCCUGGCGAGUGUUUGGUGAGCUCGGGAGGAAAGAUCAUGUCCAGUAUCUCACAGCUGUUCUGAGCACCUUCGAAACCUCCCCC
This is a messenger RNA of Eriocheir sinensis (Chinese mitten crab), 3834 nucleotides long. RefSeq lists its product as uncharacterized. The record is from RefSeq and is a predicted model, not a curated record. The coding region runs from base 26 to 2983 and encodes 985 amino acids. The transcript has 15 exons. Lineage: Eukaryota; Metazoa; Arthropoda; Malacostraca; Decapoda; Varunidae. Gene Ontology annotation, molecular function: microtubule binding; ATP binding; microtubule motor activity. Gene Ontology annotation, biological process: microtubule-based movement.